UCACCAGAAAAAUUUAUCUCUAUCACGGUAUAGCAAACAACUUUUAUGAUAUCUUUUCGUAUCUUCAAUAGUUUACAAGAUAUUCAUGAAAUAACAUAGAGAUUACUUAAUUUUUUGCUAAAUCGCGAUAAGUUGGAAAUUCGAUGAAAAUCGUAUCAAAGUAAAUACAUUGCCUUGUCAGUAAUUUGAUCUAUGCCAGUAAAUUGAAGAUUAAUAUCUCGAAUUAAUGUUUCGAAAUUAAUCCAGCAGCAUUAUCGUUCCUAAAUCAUCUACAUACAGCAGAUAUCAUCACAACGAAGUAUUAUAUUACACGAUAACUUUGGUAUGAUUUAAAGAGGAUAUCAUCGCGUUUGGAGAUGAUCCAAAAGCAGUGUCUUUUUUCUGACAAAAGCCACUUGUUUUGCAUUUCGUCCUAUGCUGACUGCGCAUGUGUAAUUUGUCACAUUCUUUUCAAAAGAAGGUAUAAUAUACAUAUGCAGUCGCAAUUAAUAUAAGCGUUUGAUCGUUUAACCUUUUCGCUGCGAUAUUCCCGCAACAGAAAGCGCUUUGGCAUACAGGUCGAAGCAAUUUAUCAAAUCGUUAAAAUGUCUCCACUUCAAGCGGACUAUAUACAUCAUGCUAUGCAACAUUGGAAACCGUUUCGUUUUGUCCAUUUUGAAACCGUUUCUUAUUUUCUACCGUCCGGAAGCUGUAACUUGGCCCAGUUACGUAGCAAGAAGGUUAAUUGGUUUAUUUUAUUAUUUAUUCUUUCCACUCUUUUGUCCUUGUUAUUAGUGUAGUUCAUAGCUUGCUGCUUCUAUUAUUUAAUGUUAGACUCCGCAUUGCGUUUAUGGAAAAUUUAAAGACAUAAAAGUGCACGGAAUGUACGUGAAAUGCUAAGACAUAUAAUAUAUAUAAGGUGUUUAUAAAAUAUAAUUGUGUUUAUAAAAAUAUGAAUUGUCUCAUGAAAAUCCGCAACUACUUCUUACUAUUUGAAGUCCUUUCUAUCCACAAAUUGUAUCUUUAUCAUAUCUUCUAUCUAAUAUCAUAUUUAUCUAUGUAGUAAUGUCAAUAUCAGCCAUAGAUCGAUCAGAUAUACAAAAUAUACAAAAGAUAGCAAAUAUCGCUUUGAUAUUUCAUCGAUUGUUUAUGAAAAAGGAACGUGUAAAUAAUUACGCAAUGAUUCACCCAAAUAAAUUUGCACCACCGACGCAACUUCGAUAAGUAACAGUAUUGUCAGGUGAAAUUCGAAACUCCGAAACUGUAUUUUGAGAAUUGCAUACCGUGCAAAAUUAGAAUGCUGGUUAAGCCGAUUAAUAUUCGGCUUACUUAUUAUUAGUUGGAACGAAGGUUUCAAAAGUGUCAAGAUCAACUAGUCAAUACAAGUAUUUCUUACAUUCGUAUAAUUUCAACAGUUUCAAUACAUUCAUUAAAGAAUCAGCAUGAAUGGCGCAAAUGUCUACCUUUUUGUUCUUUUAAUUUCAUCGUUGGAAUAUUUCAUCAUCAGUUCCCCUCGGACUUUCGUUGUUGAAACACUUAGUGGACCUGUUCGUGGUUUGGUGUUGCGCACAGUAUGGAAUUCAGUCAAAUAUUCUUCGUUCAAAGGGAUUCCCUAUGCGAAACCACCCCUUGGUGACUUGAGAUUUAAGCCUCCGGUUCCGAAAGAACCAUGGAAAGGUGUGUUAAAUGCUUUCAAAGAGGGCAAUAUGUGUCCUCAGUCGGAUUAUGUGACGAGCGUAUUUAGUGGUCACGAGGAUUGCUUGUAUCUGAACGUGUAUACUCGUGAGAUCAUAUUCAGGGGUAAAAUAAGAUUGAGACCAGUUAUGGUGUGGUUAUACGGUGGUGGCUAUAUGUCUGGUCAUUGUAAUUCGUCCUUAUACGGACCUGAUUUCUUUAUGGAAGAAGAUGUUGUUUUGGUCACCUUCAAUUACCGUCUUAGUGUUUUAGGAUUUCUGGCGCUAAAUCAUCCGAACGCAACGGGUAAUGCUGGUUUAAAGGAUCAACAGUUGGCUUUUCAAUGGGUACAAAGCAAUAUUGCCGCGUUUGGGGGCGAUCCAGAACAAGUGACAAUUUUUGGAGAAAGUGCUGGCAGCACUUCCAUCGGUUUUCACAUGUUAUCUGAACGAUCCAGAGGACUGUUUCGUCGAUCGAUUAGUAUGAGUGGCACACCGUUGUGCCCCUGGGCGUACCAUACACCGGAACAGAUGAUUCAGAAUGCUUAUAAACUCGCUGGCUUUCUCAAUUACGUACCUAAGAGCAGGAAUGAUUUGUUGAAUUAUCUUCGUCACGCACCUGCGAUCGAACUUAUAAGAGCAGCGGAAAAAAUUGACCUGAAUAUAUUGCCAUUUCGACCGACUAUAGAAAAUCCCGAUAUAGAUCCUACCAACAGCUCGUUUCUAACAGAAUGUCCUAUAACAAAAUAUCAUAAUGGAGACUUCUAUCAUCACGAUAUCAUGUUGGGUUAUACUCGCAACGAAAUUCUUCUCUUCCUAGGUCCGCCAAUAGGAGUGGCAAACAUGAUCGACUGGGCCAGAAAGUAUCUCCAGAGCAUAAAUACACAUAAUGGGAAAUAUACUAAAGAACCAAUAGCUCUAUUCGCGCAAAUCAUAUGCAAUUUCUUUAACUCCAGUUACAACAAGCUGGAGAAGGUCGCGAUGGAUAUACUUUUCUCUGGCCCCAUAGAUCUGACUCAAAGGUUAAUUACCACACACAAUAAGGGUCACUCUACAUAUUAUUAUAGAUUAUCGUAUCAAUCAAAGUACUCUUGGCACAUAGUUGAUCACAAUCCAUUGAAUGGGACUGCUCAUUUUGACGAUGUUGGAUAUAUAUUCAAUUCAAAUGCACUUCAUGCACCUACAAAUCCGAGACACAGAUUCAAUCGAUUCAGAAAAAAGAUGGUGAAGCUGUGGGCUAAUUUCGCCAAAUAUGGAGAUCCUACUCCAAAGAAUCAUAGUCGUUCACAUCUCGACGUCAAUUGGACAAAUUCUGGGCACAAUGGUCUUCAACUGGAUAUUAACACAGUUUCCACGAUGCAUAAACGUUUGAUCGAUGCACAGACUGAAAGUUUCGAAAGAUUGUACUACAGGAUACUGCCACUGUUUUCGUCUUGCGUGAACAAGCCUAUAAAAUUUUUAAAUUGUGUCUGAUAUUGUUGUAUAUUGUUACGCUUAAUAAAAUUAAGAAGAAAA
Molecule: messenger RNA, 3167 nt
Organism: Bombus terrestris (buff-tailed bumblebee)
Lineage: Eukaryota; Metazoa; Arthropoda; Insecta; Hymenoptera; Apidae
Product: juvenile hormone esterase-like
Exons: 10
Coding region: 1422-3125 (567 amino acids)
Source: RefSeq, a predicted model, not a curated record